This is a messenger RNA of Dryobates pubescens (Downy woodpecker), 909 nucleotides long. RefSeq names its product homeobox protein NANOG. The record is from RefSeq and is a predicted model, not a curated record. Bases 1 to 909 code for a protein of 302 amino acids. Gene Ontology annotation, molecular function: RNA polymerase II cis-regulatory region sequence-specific DNA binding; DNA-binding transcription factor activity, RNA polymerase II-specific. NCBI's taxonomy places the organism in Eukaryota, Metazoa, Chordata, Aves, Piciformes, Picidae. The transcript has 4 exons. Gene Ontology annotation, biological process: regulation of transcription by RNA polymerase II.
AUGAGUGCACACUUGGCUCUGCCCCCCUACCAGGCUUACCCCAGUGGGACUGGCAUGGGGUACCUGGAGUUUUACUGGAACUCGGCAGGCGAGGCAGGACAUGCCUCCACUUCAGCUGGGCCAGCAGCAGUCACCAGUGCCACUCUGUCCCCAGAGGCAGCAAGGAAGAGGCAGACGACAGAAGCAUCCCCUGUUUCAUCCAGCUCUGGGAACUUCAGCCAUUUCACACCAGAUUCAGCUACCAGCCCCCAUUCGGCAUCCUCUUCUCCACAGCCGACAGCUAAGUCCCAAAAGGGCAGAGAAGAUUCAGUGGAGGGGGUGAGGAAAGCCAAGAGCCGCACAGCCUUCUCCAAGGAGCAGCUGCAAACCCUGCACCAGAGGUUCCAGAGCCAGAAGUACCUCAGCCCCCAGCAGAUCCGAGAGCUGGCUGCUGCCUUGGGGCUUACCUACAAGCAGGUGAAGACUUGGUUCCAGAACCGGAGGAUGAAGCUGAAAAGGUGCCAGAAGCACAGCCUGUGGACUGAACGGGCUCAGUGCCUCAUGCAAAGUGGCUUCCAGGCAAGUACUUAUCUUGAUGUGCACUCCAAAUUCCAUCAGGGCUACCCAGUCCCAGCAGCCAGCAACAUCCAAGCAGUGCCCCCUCCCAGCCAGCACUACGGAGCAGGCCAGAACGCUUACACAAUCGUGAGCAGUGAGGAUGGAGGAGUCUUUGGCAAAGGUGGGGGCACCUGCAGCGUCCAGCAGACAGUGGGCUUCAUUUCCCAGCACAAAGUAGACUUUUAUCACAGCUGUCCUGGCAGUGUGGAAUAUCCAGGCACAAAGACAGGUGACAGCUGUAAUUUCCACCACUCGGCCACCAUGGGGGCUCCUUUCCCAACCACUUCUGGCCACCACCUCUAUCACUCCUAA